UUGGUGGGUAUCUCCCCAAACCUGACACCUGUUGACGUCUUCAAAUUUAAGAGUUCGAGUAAAAUCGUUUCUUACUGUUUCUUAUAUUACGAUAUUUAUAUGAAUUAAUUAAGAGUGACAGGUAGUUGCUGAAGCGAUGAGUAAGAAGUGGUACCGACAUCGCUAGUCAUUUUGUAAUGUAGUACACGAGGUAUGAUUGGAGUAAAAAAAAGAGACAUUUUACAGCCAAUUGAUCCUCUGAUUGGUGGGUAUCUUUAGGGGGUCUUUAGCAGUGGGAGGAAACCGGUGGACCCGGAGAAAACCCACGAGGUUGGACAGGCGACCCUACUCCUUUUCACGUACAACCAGGGAAACGAAACCACGCCAGUUGACUAAAUGACAGGCCUUAUUAUACAAUGCGCACGCGCUAACUAUUCGGACAUUUAACCCCCCAACCCCUACUUCUGUUAUACGUUGACCUGUAUUGAAAUAGUUUAGACUAUUUUGACUGGAAAUUGACUGAAAAAUACGAAAAUUGAAGAAUGUUUGAUAUCCAACCAUUAUUUCGGUCGGUAUGGGGCACAUUUUCAAAAUGGUCGCCAAAAUGGCUCCAAAAUGUGCAAAAAUCGUAUUUUUAAGCUAUUACUUCGAAUUAGUGCGAUUUAUUUUACUAAGUAUAAAACAUAUACAACAACUUUUGGUCUUGGAAGGAAUUAUUAGUGAGCAGAAAUUCGGCCGUGUAUCUGUUAUCACACGUCACAUCAGUCAGUUAUAUAGAGGUAUGACUCGUGUUUUCCUUUGGCGUUCGUCACUUCCGAUUCAGGAAACUUGUAUUACUCAGCUAUCGUAGCAAUGGUCUCUGUGUUAAAAUUAUAUUUGGAACGUUUCUAAUUAGUUCUAUCACAUAUGUGAUAACGACUGACAUCAAUAUUGUCCUUUAAUUUGAACCGGAUCCAAGAUAUGCGUGUCUAAGUUAUGGGACGAUACCAACAAUGUAUUACCAUUAUAAAAUUUCUGUACAGAAUCUGUUAUGUAACAAACGUCAGUAUCUUUCUUUAUUUCUACCAGUCCAGUAGAACAAUAAUUUAUUACCGUUUCUAUUCUUGUUAUACGUAAUUUCCUUAGAGAGAGACAAAAUAUAUCUCAUUCAUAUUGUUAUUAAACAUGUAUUUAAACAGUUAUUAUGUAAGACAUAAAUCUGCUUAUUGCUGGUCUUUAUCUGGGCCUUAAAUAUUAUAUAAAUUAUUAAUUAGACAUUUAUUAACAUGACACGACCAUCAACAACUCUCGAUGCCAUCGGAUGGCUUCGAAUUUAAGUAGAUUGGAACGGUUUGGCCGUUUAAUGAUUUAAUUUAAGAAUGGAGAAGUGCGGCUAAGACUCGAAUGACCAGUAUGAUGGUUACAAUCAAUGCACGCUCAAAAUAAAGACAUAAACUGAGAAACUCGUGAUAUCACCCAAGGUGGAAGCGGAACGUUAAGCCCCACGAAGGAACAGGGUAUAAUUAUCAUUACUUCUCGAGACAGUGUGUGCCGACAAUCGAAUAUUAUUCAGCUCUUGAAGAUGGGUAAGGUAUUGGUGACCCGCCAGUUGAUCAUCUGCUUAGGAAUCAUACUGGUAACGAUUUUAUUCAUCCGCCAAACACCCUCCCCACGACCAGUAGUGAUACAACAACUACCAUGUGAGGCAUUAUUUGAAAAUCCUGAUGAUUUUCCUUACCAUUUUACAACAAGAAAAACUAGAGUUACCCCCCUUGACUUCAAUCUUUUAACAUCUGGUCACGAUAUUUGUGAAGCCGACUCCAUAGACAUUGUCAUAUUGGUUGUUACCGAACACAAUCAUGUACCAUUACGUCAGAUGAUUCGAUCCACGUGGGGUGCUAAAAAGACCGUGAGGCGGGGGUCGAAACGCUGGAAUAUCCAGACUGUUUUCUUAUUCGGAUUACACCAAGACAAAAAUAUGAAUCAUGAUGUGAAGUUAGAAGCUGCAAUUUAUGGUGAUAUUGUGAUAUUUGACUUUAAAGAUUCUUAUUAUAAUUUAACCUACAAAGUAUUAUUGGGUUUGAAAUGGGUUCAAGAUGCCUGCCGCCAGGCGAAGUAUGUAUUAAAAACGGACGACGAUACUUAUUUAAAUUUGCCUGAAAUAUUACAAAGACUGGAGUCUGAGGAGUGGAAUACAAAAAUAUGCGGUUGCUUUUCUCAGUCCGAGCCGGUUGAAAGAAAUGACAUUAAAUCAAAAGUUAGUAUGAAAAGCUACCCUAUUAAGAAUUAUCCCCCACAUGUAAAGGGUAGGGCAUAUUUCAUGCCCAGACAUAUAGCAACUAAACUAGUGAGUGUCGCGGAAUAUAUCCCAUACGUCAAUAUAGAAGAUGUACACGUGACGGGUAUAUUAGCAAAAAGCGUGGGAAAUAUCGAGCAUCGCGGUUUAACAGAAGAGGAAUAUCACCCGUAUCACCCGGCCAAAAAUUGUGAAAUAUUAAGCGGUAAUAUUUUAGUGUCAUCAACAACUGCCGAAACCGGACUGGCAAUAUGGAAGGAAUUGCAAGAUGGUAAUACUCAUAAGAAUUGUGACCAAACAAACUACUAGAGUAGUGCCAGUUCCUACCACUAUUUUGAAAAUGAAAUCUUAAUCAGUUGCUGAUAUUGCUCAAACAUUAUUUGAUGGGUUCUUCCAUGGCGACUACACAAUAACCGAAACAAUAUUUAGACAAGGUUUUAAUCAGCAAGCUGCUUUUAUAUGAGCCUUGAAGGUGUUCAUUUAAUAAUUUCAAUUACUAUUCAAUUGAUCGUAAGUUUGCGUCCAUUCUUGCUGCCAUGUGUUCAUUUAGGUAUUUUCAUGUGAUCGUAUCUUGUCCGCAUGUUUGUCUUCUGUAAUUGUUUAUGUGUAGCGGGGUCCUCCUGUAUAUAUUAUUAGAACUCUUCUGAGUUAAUUGACAUACCGGACCAACCAGAAAUAUUUUAAAUGUUAAUGUGGUGUACUGCAUUCAUUAAUCAUACAUCAACAAUUCAUUCAAAUACAUAUUCAGCAUUUAACUAUAUGAGUAUGAGGAGAACUUCAUUAAAUAUUUUAAAUACAUAGUUUUUUCAUCGGGUUAGAUUCGAUGACUAUUUGGGUACAAGAAAACCAACAUUGCAUGAUGAUAGAAGGAAAUUUUCCAAAUCCCAACAUUUUCGAAACCAUUAUUAUGUUAAAAUCUCGGGUUAGAUUGGAUUCUGAUCUUAGUAACCAUAUUUUUUUUUAUCGGCAAUACCUGUGAUAUAUUCGUCUAGUUCUGGAAAUGUGCCCCGGAAUAGUAAAAUUUUGUUAUACAUGACAAUACUGUUACUCAGCCUCCAGGACAGGGAGGGGGGGGGGGGUGGAUGGCCGAAUGGUUAGCACGUGCCCACUGUAUCAUAAGGCCUGUCAUUGAGUCAACUGGCGUGGUUUCGAAUCCCCAGUUGUACACGACAGGGAUGCCUGUCCAACUUCGUGGGUUUUUUCCGGGUCUCCAGUUUCCUUCCACUGCUAAAGACCCCUACGCGCAAGCGAAUUAUUGAAAUAAAAUUAAACCAUGUUAGUCCCGAAAUGACCCAGUUUGUGUCGAGUGGACGUUAAACCCCAUUUCUCUCUCUCUGACUCCUGGACACACUGUUGACAUAACGAUUUAUAAUUUGUAUGAGGAUAUAAUUUGUACUGUUUUUGCUUAGAGAAAUCCUGCCGAUUUCAUUGUUUACAUAUAUUUAAUCUGGUUGCAUUAAAUUUCUAAUUCUAAAACAGAAAUGGAUGUCCUGUGGAACAAAUAUUUUUUGUUUAACUACUUAUAUGAAUUCAAUGGCGGCGGGGCGCUCAUAUGUUUUUUUUUUCUUUCUAAUUAACGUAAAUGAAAGUAGAAUAGCGACGACCAAAUGUUACAUCUUCCGAGAGUAUUUCUGGUGUGGUGGUGAAAUCAAGGAUACAAAACAGAUAUUCUAUUCAUACCCGGUAUUAUUGUUUUCAUAUGGGGUUUGAAAGUGAACACUUACUAUUGCUCAAUUUUGUAUAAUAUCGUUCAUAGUAUUUUCUUUUUCACCGACUGUUAUAGUUUGUAUUGUAUAGCAUGCCUUAAAGCCUUGUGCAUACAUGUGAUAUUUUAUCCUGCUCGAGCAAUUCUUACGCAACCAGCGAUUUUGUUUAACUCACGGUUAUUAUGUAUGUAUGCGCGAACAAGAUUUUUGCAGGCGACUGUUCACGUAUUGCUACCGCUAAUAAUGACUGUGACAAAGUCAAAAUGGCGGCGCCCAUGGAUGAAAAUCUCGUCGCAUCAUGUUAGUUUAACUUGCACAGAUUGGUGAAACAAAAAAAUUGGCCGCAUAUAGAGCGAUUAAAGUAGCGAAGUCUCUUAACUCAAUAUCAUCCAAAGUCUUACACGUUGAAAACACAAAUUAUUUGUCAAUUCAAACCAACAUUGAUGUUGUGGUCUUAGCGGGAAAAGGUAGGCUUCUGAUAUCCAAUAUUUAAGAUAAAAUAAACAUUUUACAUUGGUACACGAAUCGUGUACCAUAGUGCGUUUCAGCGUCAUGUGUAACAAGUGACCAGUAAGAACGAGGCUAGACAUUCCACAACUCAUUCAAACGGUGAAUGUAAAUCAGUUUAUAUACAAUCAGAUUACAUUAUUAUAUGCGUUGCGACCCAUUUGGGUCAAUUUCUAGAUCCCAAAUAUUAGGGAUUUAGCUCCUUUAAUGUACGAGUUCAGAGCGACAGGCAAUUCUCUGUCGCCGAAAAGCAUACCAUUUUGAUAUUUGGCUACUCAUCGCCGACAAAUGUCGAGAUCCGUUGCUGUAGCUGUCACGCGCACACGGACGUUUUCUGGCAUUUAAUGGGCAAUUUAAAGUCACUUACAUGGCUUAAGAAAAUGGCUCGCGUCCAUAAGACACGCCCUUUUCCAAUUGAAGAAGCCAUCGGGUAUAUAAUUCCAGAAUGAAACUUGUUCAGGGCCGGAUUGUUGUGGAAUGGGAGGGGGUUUGACUGCGUCUUAUUUCACUGUUGAUGCGUGAGCCCCAGUAACAUUUUCAUCCAUGGGCCCCAUACAAGCUUAAUCCUGCCUUGACCUUGACAUUUACAUAAUUAUUACUGAAUUGCUCUGUGUACUGUUAUUUUUUAAGAAUUCACUGUUUUAUGUACUGUAACAUUGUACAAUUGUAUUAUGCAUAAAAUGACAUACAUUUAUAUUAUACUUUUUAUACGCCCACAUUUUCAUGUGAACGUAUAUUUUCGUCGCCCCUGUCCGUCCGUCCACAAUUUGUUUAUGGACACUCAACAGGUCACAAUUUUUAUUCGAUUUUGACGAAACUUAACAUAUAGGUCUAUCUCCCAAAGAUCUCGGUUCCUUUCGAUAUUGGCAUAUAUUGGACCAUAACUUCAUGGAUUAUUACCCCGGAUUGUACGAAAAAUUACGUUUGUAGUUUGUGGACACUCUAGAGGUCACAAUUUUCAUCUGACUUUGAUGAAACUUGAAAUACAUGUUAAUAACCCAAAGAUCUUGGUUCCUUGUGAUAUUUGCGCAUAUUGGAUCGUCACUUCCUGAAUUAUGGCCCCUGAUUGUACGAAAAAUCGAUCGGCUUUUUAGCUUGUGGUCCCUCUUGAGGUCACAAUUAUUAUCCGAUUUUAAAAAAAUAGUUACACUGUAAUGAUGGUUGAGUUCGAAUUUCGUGAAAAUCGGACAAAAUGGUCCCCCUCGUACGCUAAUAGCGUAAAAUAACCCAAAGCUCUUGGUUCCUUUUGAUAUUCGCGCAUAUCGGAAAAUCGGACCAAAACUGCCGGACAAAUGCAAAUAGUGUAAAUAUAUGGUUAAUCAAGGUUGUGGACCAUCUAGAAGCCACAAUUUUCUCCGAUUUUGAUGAAACUUGACAUAUAUCUUUAUAACCCAAAGAUCUCGGCUUUUGUCGACGUUCGCGCAUAUCGGAUCGUAACUUCCUGAAUUAUGGCCCUUAAUUCUACGGAAAAUCUUUUUGUUUAGCUUGUUCUCUAUCCAUCUCUUGCAAAAUGUAGGUGUAUCUGCCUGACAGCCGCUGGUUAAAAGUGUGGAUGGUCGUGUACUCGUUGGCGUUGACGUAAAAUACAUUUCCCUCGUAGCACACUGCGUGGAGCACGACCGUCUUCAUUAGCCCAGUCGGAGUAGUAGGACGUUAAACCCCAUUUCAUUUUAUUGCAUUUCAUUUGCCCGCUGGUUCAGAAACGUAAGACGUUAAGCCGCAUUUCAUAUCAUUUCAGUGGAUGCAAAGCUAUGUAUUGUAUAGAAACGGUUCGUAUACAAGGACCUGUUUUAUCUAGAUCUCACUGCUGGUGUGUAGGUUUACCCUCUAGAAAGUAGAAUGGCGGCGUUGAUCUAUUUUAUAAUAAGAUACUUUGACAGUUAUAAAUCUAAUAAGCAUAUCAAGACACUGGAUCCCGCUUUAAUCUAUUAUAUACCGUGCUUUCAAUUAAGAAAUCUAAUUAACCUAAACAGAUAUCGUAAUGACCAUGACGCAAUGUACCAGUCAUUAUGAUACAUGAUUUGUCAUAACCAGUCGGUUACACCAUUUAGAAUAGCUAAUUGACAAUGUGACUUUCUAUAUUCAGAAUUUAUUCUGUAAUUGUUUAUUUGAGAUUUUUAGCCAGAAGCUGGAACUAGAUUCUAGCUUUGGCAUCAUGAAACUCGAACAGGACCUGGGCGGAUACAACAGUUUGGUAGGGGGUAUAUAUUUAUAUAACAGGGGGUAUCAUAUGUCGGUUAAUGUCCACUUCCAACUUCAGUGAUAGAGCGGACAAAUCUAGAUAGUUGACCGCUCUCAGUUAUUCUAAAUGGUGUAUUCUAGGUUGGGUAUUAUCACCCAUUUUCAUGUAUAAUGCUGUGUAAUUUAUUAUUAUAUAUUAAAAUGUGCAUUUAUAAUUCAUUAAAUAAUUAAACUGUAUUUUAUAAAAUAAA
Molecule: messenger RNA, 6899 nt
Organism: Patella vulgata (common limpet)
Lineage: Eukaryota; Metazoa; Mollusca; Gastropoda; Patellidae
Product: beta-1,3-galactosyltransferase 5
Exons: 3
Coding region: 1541-2563 (340 amino acids)
Biological process (GO): substituted mannan metabolic process
Cellular component (GO): membrane
Molecular function (GO): mannan endo-1,4-beta-mannosidase activity; hexosyltransferase activity
Source: RefSeq, a predicted model, not a curated record